AUGGAAACAAACAAAAGCAACACCGGGACGAAAACAGACAAGGAAACGAAUUCUCUAUUCUUAAGGAAGGAAAUCUUCGACCAUGCAAUUAUAUACACCACAAACAAAAUAGAGGAAAGCGCUUUACUAAUUUAUUUGAAAAAUUUCUAUGAGCAUUUUAAGAAGUCGAAAGAGAGCACGGAGCAGGCUGGCAGUGUCAACCACGAUGAUCAAAUGUACGUCACUUUGGAUAGCUGGCUAAGUUACAAUGAAGUUCUAAAAGGGCAGGACAACAUCUGUUCUGCCAAUUUCAGCCAUAAUGUAUGCAAAUCUCUGUGGAUCCUCUUAAGUAUAACUUUGCAGAGUGUAAAGAAGAAGAACAAUGUCAACGGACAGAGGACGAUAUUUAACGCGUCUCUGCAGGAACUACACAGGCAGGGGGGUGACCGAACCGAAGAGGACGGGCAUCAGCAGAGUCAGCAUCGAGACUGGCGCGGGGACACAAGUGGGAUGAUUUCUCUCCAUUCGAGUCACACCAAUGGUAGUCGUCAGGUUUGCAAGAACGGCAUCCAUAGGGACAGCAGUGUGGGUGACCUAGCCCCCUCCAUAGAAAGCUCUACAGCACCACACAGGGACUGCGGUGGCGAAAAGGGCAGUGCAAAGGGGGACACUCCUCACCACGCGUGGAAUGAAAAUUGGCUAGACGAACAGGUGUGUAUAGAGCUAGUCAUAUUUUUUAUCAUAUUGCAAUUUUUGAAGAUAGACAAUGUGAAGAGGAAGUACGACAAAAAUUUGAGUGAAGAUAGUUGGCCUCACUUUGGAAGUUCCCCAAGAUCUUUGUCCAAUUUCUCCUCUGGAAGGGGUGGACACAGUGUCGGAAGCAGCAGCGUGAAUGCGAGUAGCAGUCCAAGUAACUGUGUGUCCAAGUCAAACUUGUCCGAUUUUUUCCAUUUCUGUGGGAACAAUUACAAGCAUUUUUUGAAGACUUACCUUAUUGCAUUUUUAUGCGCAACCGAUAUAGUCAAUAGUAGCACCCUCACGGAUACUCCUCUUUAUUUUAGAAGCCAACAUCUAUUUCUGAUCGAUUUUAUAAUAGACACGAAUGACCACACAAAUGUGUACGAGAGGUACCUACAGAAAAACGAGCACAAGAUUUUGUACAAAACGAAGGAUAUCCUAAGCUGGCUGUUAAACAAUCUGUGUAUGACCGAUUGCGGAAGUGACGAACUGGUAAAGGGGACGGCACACAGCGGGCAAAGCAUCCCUUCCACCACCACCCCGUGUGGUAGUAACCUAACAGGCGGACCUCACUACGGCAUCGAAAAUAUCAAUAACGAUAUCUAUGAGAUUAAGAAUGUCCAGGGAAAAACUAUAUACAUCACGAGUGACAAAAAUAUAGUCAACAUAAGUAACUGCAAGGAGUGUAACAUUUUUAUUUUUUCGAAGGUAGAAUAUUUGAAGAUUCACUUGUGUGUCAACUGUUACAUCAUCUCGUUGGCCAUAGAAAUGAUUUCCACUCUUUUUAACUCCAAGAAUUUGGACGUGCACUUAGUCACGAGGAGCCUCAAGAUAGAGAAUGUCAUUGACACGAAUGUGUAUGUUUACACCGAGACGAAUAUCAUUAUUUUUGGAGACACAAGGAACAUCCAGCUUGCUCCUUACAACAUUUUAAAUGCAAACCAGAGUAUAUGUCUCCGGAAGAGCAGGAUUUCUUUUGGCAGCAAAAAGUGUGACCUCUUCGCCUUUCCUCUGAAGUGCAAAACCAGUUUGUUCCACUCGGUGAACGGGUCCCACGCAACGAGCUUGGCCCACUUGGCGAGUUUGUCCGGUGGGGCAAACUUCCCCCUUUCUCUGAAGUCUUCCAGCGGCGCCCUCUGCCGACGCACCGACAAGAGUGGGAAAAGCGCCACGUGUAGCAGUGCAUCUGAUAGCCGUGUAAUGACUAAGAGUGCAGGUGAUAGCGGCGUAACUACUAACGGUGGAACUGCUUGCCGUAGGAGUACUGCGAACGAUCUAAGAUGGACUGAGCAGGAGAACGAAAGCUUGUGUGGUAAGCCAUUUGACAUGUCCAACCUUUCCAGUUCAUUCACCGACUAUGUCUACUACUUGCUGAGUCCGUCCAAGUUCUUUCUGACCGAGUUUCCCAUCCCGGACUGCCGGUCAGAAGGUGGAAACAGGGCCUCAGGUGUGGGGAACCACGAAGAGGAAUGCGUCAACCAUUUUAAUGAUUCCCACUAUGACUCUGAUGGGAAGGAACCCCCCCCCGGAGAAGGAAAAUACGACACGGGCGAGAGUCACAAGUAUCAAUGCCUCUACCUCCCGGAGGUUUAUAAAAAUGCCAUAGAAAAUCAAGACGGUCACAUUCUGCAGUUUUUAAGCUUCAUGGACAGCAUACAUCUGUCAGGUGCUCAGAUGCAAAUGGUGAAAAAGAUACUAACGUAUAAACUUUAUGCCUAUCUGAAGACAUCCAAGAAGGCCUUGCGAGUGUUCACCGAUUUGGUUGCCCAGGGGCAGGGCACUUUGGGCGGUGGCUAA
Plasmodium inui San Antonio 1 is the source of this 2514-nucleotide messenger RNA. RefSeq lists its product as hypothetical. The coding region runs from base 1 to 2514 and encodes 837 amino acids. NCBI's taxonomy places the organism in Eukaryota, Apicomplexa, Aconoidasida, Haemosporida, Plasmodiidae. The record is from RefSeq and is a predicted model, not a curated record. The transcript has a single exon.